AUGGAUGAAGAACAUGAGAAGAAGACAGGAGAGAUCCAGAGAUCAACACAUGAUGAUGACGGAUCUCAAGAUUCUAAACUAGACCAUAUUCCUGUUGAUCUAACCUUGGAGGUACUCUCAAAACAUGAUGCAACAUCGCUUGUGAGAUAUAACUGUGUGUCAAAGAUCUGGUCUUAUUUAACCACACUACCAAGUUUUAUCAACUCGUUCGGAUCUCGGGUGGAUAAAGAACAGGAGGAGAAGACAGGAGAGAUCAAGAUGGCAACACAUGAUGAUGAUGAUGAGAGAUCUCAACAUUUUCAACUAGACUAUCUUCCUUUUGAUCUAACUUUGGAGAUACUCUCUAGACUACCUGCGAAAUCGCUUGUGAGAUAUAGAUGUGUGUCAAAGAACUGGUCUUCUUUAACCACACUCCCAAGUUUUAUCGACUUGUUCGGAUCUCGAUCCUCUGCACGGCAACCGCGUCUUCUUCUCUCCUUUGUAUUAGAAGAAAGGAAGCGAUUUGUUUUCUCGUUUCCUCAACACCACAAUCCUGACGGGUCUUGUCCUCCCUUGUACAGUUAUCAGAUAACAGACCCUUGUUUAAACGAAAAAUACAAGAGAGAACAUGAAUGUUUUAAUCGGACCUCUACGAUAUCCGAGAGCGUCCAUGGCUUGAUUUUGUUAAACGGAAACAAAAUUUGGAACCCGAGCUUGAGACGGUUCUUUACCUUACCAGAUCCCAAAGAUUACGUGCCAGGCAAUGUUUAUAUGUGGUAUCUUGGAUACGAUCCGUUGGAGGAUAAACAUAAAGUAUUGUCCGUAUUACGUGACAAACAUUUCGAACCGCCGCAGGUUCUUACGUUGGGAGCUCAAGAAUCAUGGAGAAUAACCGAAAGUUACCCUAUGCAUUACCCAAGUGGAGGAGACGGGCGAUGCAUCAAUGGUGUUGUGUAUUAUGCAGCUAGUGUUGUAAUAGGUAAUAAAACCUUUUCGAAAUACUUGACGAGCUUUGAUGUCAAAUCUGAAAAGUUCAAUCCUCCGGUAAAAUUUCCCAAGACUUGUAGUUGGUCUGGAACGAUGUCGUCUUAUGAUGGAAAACUAGCCUUAGUUAAUAGUACCACUCCCUUUGGUGAUGUUGAUCUCUAUAUUUUGAAAGAUGAAACUGGAGACGAAUGGACACAUAAACGCUAUCAUGUGGAUUGUCAUAGCGAAUGGACAAGUCGUAUGCAUUUUUGGGGUAUUACUGAUAACGAUGAGCUUAUUUUUGCACCAACUGGAUGGUGGUAUGAAUUGUUUUAUAUUCUAUAUUUUGAUCCAAGGAGACAUAUUACUAGACCUGCCUGGUUUGACGGAGGAACUAUGGUUAAAGAGCUUAGACGCAGUUAUAUACUUUCUAAGCGCCGUAUAAACAGCAUAGGGGUUUUCCCAAAUCACAUCGAGAGUCUCUUGUCUUUGUAA
Molecule: messenger RNA, 1440 nt
Organism: Microthlaspi erraticum
Lineage: Eukaryota; Viridiplantae; Streptophyta; Magnoliopsida; Brassicales; Brassicaceae
Source: the annotation of a GenBank genome assembly